CAAACAUGUGGCAAGGGAGGAUGAGCAGAUAGACUUUGGUCCAUAUGCAGAGCAGCAAGUCACAGAGGGGAGUGUUUGCCACCGAGGGAGGUGUGUGCGGACGCUCUAUAAUCGGGGUAAAGCAUUCAGGAUUCAGGCUUACAUGCUGAAAACACAGAAGAGCAGAGAGGGUGUGGCACAGGGAGGUAGUUCAUAGAGAUUCCCUGUGUAUCAAACUGCUUGUAAUGCUGAUGCUGCCUCUUCCUCUGCUAAGCCACUGACAGGUCUGCCCUGGAGCUCCUGACAAUAAUAACAGUGCCUGAAGUAGGAAAAGAUGAUCAGCACGCAACGCCGGCACACCUUUUCACUCUAGGUUUACCAAUCCACAGUUCAACAGCAUCAUCUGACAGUCAUCUCUAACUGCAUGGAUGAAGACCAUUCUACUUGCAACAGGCCUCCUAAUUGACUCCUAAUGCAAGAAUAAGAAAGGAAAAGCAUGACCGUCCAUUUGGCUUUACAGUUUUCAUAAUUGGCAACAUUUUGAACCUAGAAGAUUGCAAAAUGGGACUCCAUGCAAGAUCUGCUGGUGACCUCAUUACAAGCUGCUGCUUAGGGAAAACCUUGUCUCACCACAGCCACAAACACCCAUUUGUUCAUAAGAAACUAAGAUUUAUUCGAAUACUGGGUCUUUUCCUCUGCAUAACAGCCAUAAGCACUUUGUCCUCCACAGUUGGUGCCUUUUUAAAGACAGAACUUUACAACAGUGACAAGUCCAGUGCUACACACAGCCAUAUACUACUGCAGCGGCAUCAACGAAAUCUGAUGGACUUUGCAGAACAAAAUCAGAAUGAUACCCCUGGCUCUACUAUAUCUAUGAACUACAAGGCAGGGGGUAAUAAAUCCCUUUCCAAAGGUGAAUACCCAGAAGACAUUUUUUCGUUAGAAGACAGGAAGAGGGGUGCUGUUGUACUCCAUAUAUUUGGGAUGAUAUAUAUGUUCAUAGCGUUAGCUGUAGUUUGUGAUGAAUUUUUCGUUCCAUCGUUAACAGUUAUCACUGAAAAACUGAUGAUUUCGGACGAUGUGGCAGGGGCAACUUUUAUGGCUGCUGGGGGAUCUGCACCGGAACUCUUUACAUCCUUAAUAGGAGUAUUUAUAUCACAUAGCAAUGUCGGUAUUGGGACCAUUGUUGGAUCAGCAGUAUUCAAUAUCCUGUUCGUGAUUGGCAUGUGUGCUUUAUUUUCUAAAGAGGUAUUAAACCUAACCUGGUGGCCACUGUUUCGAGAUGUGACAUUUUAUAUCGUGGGAUUGAUUAUGCUCAUAACAUUUUUCUUGGACAAUAUAAUCCAAUGGUGGGAAAGCCUUAUGCUGCUCAUGGCAUAUUUAACGUAUGUUACUUUUAUGAAGUUCAAUGUCCAGGUGGAAUCCUGGGUGAAGAGGAAACUGAACAGGAACAAGGUUGUUAAGGUAUCAUCAGCCAAUUCUGAUGGAAAGGAACAUAGAGAGCAGCCAAACAUCCUAGUUCUUCAAGAAGAGCCAAGGACUCCACAAGAGCAUGAAGGAGUAGCCAUGAAUGUUCGACAUGGAGAUGUAAAUGAGACUGCAGGGCUAAAAGAGACAUGGACUGAGACGGUCACAUCCCCUACUAAGACAAAACCAAGGCUACAGCGAGGUGGUAGCUCUGCUUCACUGCACAACAGUCUUAUGAGAAAUAGCAUCUUUCAGCUAAUGAUCCAUACACUUGAUCCUCUGUCUGAAGAAAUUGGAUCAUAUGGGAAACUAAAAUAUUAUGACACUAUGACUGAAGAAGGAAAGUUCAAAGAGAAGGCUUCAAUCCUGAAUAAAAUGGCAAAAAUGAAGUGCCAGGUAGAGGACAGUGAAAGAUUAAAUGGAGCUGCCAACUGUAUAGACAAAGUUGAUCUUCCAAACAGUGCUAAUGUUGAAGUGGAAGUGACACCACCUAAAGAAUCUGAUGAUCCAAUUCAAAAUGGGAAUGUGUCCCACAACAUAGAAGCCGCAGAAACACAGGGCACGGCUGCAAAUAUGAUCGAGGAAGGAGACCAACCACUAAGCUUAGCAUGGCCCACCAAUCAGCGUAAGCGGGCUGUGUAUCUUGCUGUGCUGCCAAUUAUUUUCCCUUUAUGGAUCACAUUACCUGAUGUCCGCAAUGAUUCAUCAAGAAAGUUUUUCCCUGUAACAUUUUUUGGAUCGAUCACCUGGAUUGCAAUAUUUUCUUAUUUAAUGGUCUGGUGGGCACAUCAGGUGGGAGAGACUAUUGGCAUUACUGAAGAAAUAAUGGGGCUGACUAUAUUAGCUGCUGGCACCUCCAUCCCAGAUCUCAUAACCAGCGUUAUUGUUGCACGCAAAGGCCUGGGAGAUAUGGCAGUUUCCAGCUCCGUAGGAAGCAACAUUUUUGACAUCACUGUUGGCCUCCCUAUGCCCUGGCUUCUGUAUGCCAUGUUUCACCGCAUGAAACCAGUAGCAGUGAGCAGCAAUGGCUUGUUCUGUGCAAUUAUCCUUCUCUUUAUAAUGCUGCUGUUUGUUAUCCUAUCCAUUGCUUUGUGCAAGUGGAAGAUGAACAAGGUCUUGGGAUGUAUGAUGUUUGGGCUGUACUUGGUUUUCUUGGUCAUCAGCGUACUUCUAGAGAACCGCAUCAUCUUAUGUCCGGUUACUGUCUAGGCUAAAAAGCUGAAGAAUGGUGGAGCAGAUGUUCUUGAACAUAAAGGGCAGUAGCAUGGCUUUGCCCUCAGAAGGCCAACGUGCAACCUUGAAAUACUGUCAGAGGACAUAUGAUCAGUGGAUCAGUCCUGGAGAAUCUAGAAUCUAUACAAACUUUUACUGUACAUUUCUAGUGCACGUUGUAUUCUUCUAUUACUCCCUUUACAUAUGAUAUAUACAUUAAUAUGCAGGGUAUACUAAGCAAAAGAGACAUAUUAGUAAGCAAAAUCUCUAGAAUUUAAUAUCAGCUACUCAUUGGAAAUCAUAGAUGUCCAGUAGCCGUAAAUAGAUUGAGCGUAUCAAUUCCUCACCAUGGAUGUAUUUCAACACUUCUUUACCUGUAGUGUAGCCUGGAAGGGGUGUUGCAUAAAAAAGAUAUUUAACUCCGCUGAGUAGUAUAGGAACCACUUGUUCAAUGAGUAUAAUGCAAAUGUGGCAAAGUGGAUUCUGGGAAUGAAGUGUAUAUGGGAGAUUUAGGUUUGCUACCUACUGUAUACUAUCUUUUGUCUUUAUUAAAAUUUAUCAAUGGCAGUAUUGCACACUUCACAUAGAAGAACAGAAUGGGUUUAUAUAUAUAUAUAUAUACUAGCCCAGGAAGGCUUACAACCUAUUUUGUGUAUAAAAAAAGAGGCGUAUGGUCAAGAACUUAUGUGACAGAGUCUUGUGAUUUCAGGUCCCAGGUUGAAAUAACAAUUUGUACUCCUGUUCUAAUUGCAAGGCUGAAUAACAUCUAUUAAAAACAAUAAACCAUUUCAUGGC
Molecule: messenger RNA, 3453 nt
Organism: Nanorana parkeri
Lineage: Eukaryota; Metazoa; Chordata; Amphibia; Anura; Dicroglossidae
Gene: SLC24A2
Product: solute carrier family 24 member 2
Exons: 12
Coding region: 541-2655 (704 amino acids)
Biological process (GO): calcium ion transmembrane transport; long-term synaptic potentiation; intracellular calcium ion homeostasis
Cellular component (GO): membrane
Molecular function (GO): calcium, potassium:sodium antiporter activity; calcium channel activity
Source: RefSeq, a predicted model, not a curated record